CAUGCGCAGAAAGACGCUCAGGAACUCUCAAAGUAGCGCGUAGUCGGCAGUAGGCUGCUUUUCCAAGUGCCGAAAAGAAAUAAAUGACUAUGAAGGAACUAGGGGACGGCUGGAGAAACUCUGAAGAGACAAACGGAUAAAACGUUGCAGAAUAUCCAAACAUAAUCUAAAACGAAUCGUGUGUUGUAAUUGAAAAAGGAAAAGGCCACAUAUAUACCACAUCUGCAGUUUUGUUUAACAUAUAGCUCAGCAUGUACAUCUGGAUGUCUGUGACACGGAGCAGCAUGGGGGAAAUGGCAGAGUUUUCAGGAUGAUGUCAGACGCCAGUGAGAUGUUGGCAGCAGCGUUGGAGCAGAUGGAUGGAAUCAUUGCAGGCUCCAAGGCCAUGAACUACUCAAACGGUCUAUUUGACUGCCAGUCUCCCAGCUCACCCUUGCUAGGCAGCCUGCGUGCAGUCCACCUCCUCGAAGAACUGCGAGGGGUGCUGGAGCUGAUGGAUGCAGAUGAGAGAGAGAGUCUGCGUAGCCAAGUGCCUGAUCACACCACUGAGGGCCUGGUGGAGUGGCUGCAGACCCGACUGACUAAUGGUCAUGGAUCUGCAGCGAGGGAUUUGGCAUAUCGGGAGCGAUUGUCUCGGCUAGAGAGUGACAAGGAAUGUCUGAUGCUGCAGGUGAGCGUUCUGACAGACCAGGUGGAGGUACAGGGAGAAAAGAUAAGGGACCUAGAGAUGUGCCUUGAGGAACACCAGAUGAAACUGAAUGCCACAGAAGAAUUACUACAGCAGGAGUUGUUGAGCAGGAGCACGUUGGAGACCCAGAAACUGGAGCUGUUGACGGAGGUAUCCAGCCUGAAACUGAAGCUUACAACUGCAGAUCGUGAGAACAAGAAAAGUGAGGCCUUUUAUCAGGAGCUGAGUGAAAUGCGCCUCAGAGCAGCUACUGCAGAGACGGAAAAAGUGCAGCAGGAAAGAAGUCUGAAAUCAACCAGAGAAGAACUGGUGGCACUGCAGAAGCAGCUAGAGGAGCAGGAGCUGAGGAACCUGAAGGAGCAAGCCGGAGCUGAGGUCGUGACAUCGGACGGAAACCAGAGCAGAGAGAAAGAUUUGGAAGUGCAUAGAAUGAAGCAAGCUGUUGAGUCUUUAAUGGCAUCUAACGAAAAGAAGGAUCGUAAGAUUGAAGAGUUGCAGCAGUCCCUGAUGUGCUGUAGGAACGUCCAGGACAUGGUGAUGUCAGAACAGGAAAGGAAAGACAGAGGCGAUGAAGAGGACGCUGGGACGGGCCAGUGUGAGAGUUCAGCCAAAUCCCCAACCACUACAGUUACUGAGCCUCUUUUCCUCACAGGCACAGAGGAGACUGAUGAGCCUCAGGUGAUUCCAUGCACUGAGUUUAUCUCAGAGUCUGAACACAAAUCAACAGCUGAUGCAGAUCCAUGCCUUCUUACAUACAGUUCCUCUGAGAGGCUUGGAUCAGAAAACUCUAGCAGAGAAGAGGCUGAGCCUGGUGAAAGAGCAGAUAAGAAAAACAGCUCUCCCACAGUGUCCCCCUCUCAGUCCAGCCCAGGCGGGAGUGAAAGUUUUGGCACCAAAAAAAUACGUUCCUCGUUUGGACGGGGCUUCUUCAAGAUUCGGAGUGGAAAGAGAACAGCCAGCUCUCCUGAUCUAGCUGAGGCAGAGAGGAAGAGGACUGAGCACUUGGAUCUGGCAGGAACUCCAUCUCCCAAACCAAAAGCGCAUGCAGUCUCACCUGAGGGCAAGAAGAAAGCUAAGGGAAUCCGAAAGUUCUUGGGAAUGAUGAGGAGGAGCCAGUCCACUUCGUUUAACCUGGACGAUGCUCCCGAUUCUGAGUUCAGGAGAGGCGGCCUUAGAGCCACAGCCGGGCCGAGACUUGGUUGGUCACGUGACUCGCAACGCAGCAAUAACAAUGAGCUAGACACCCCGUUUGCAUGCUGGAGUACAGAGCAAGUGUGCGAGUGGCUGCAGGAGCAGGAUUUAGGCCUGUAUGCGAGUCAGGCUCAGCAGUGGAUCCGCUCUGGACAAAUGCUACUAAAUGCCUCACAGAAUGACCUCGAAAAGGAGCUGGGCAUCAGGCAUCCUCUCCACAGAAAGAAACUUCAGCUGGCACUUCAGGCUCUGGGCUCAGAAGAGGACGAUGCUAAAAACAAGCUAGACUUCAACUGGGUUACUCGAUGGCUGGAUGACAUCGGCCUGCCUCAGUACAAAGCCCAGUUUGAUGAGGGCCGGGUGGACGCACGCAUGCUUCACUACAUGACUGUGGAUGAUUUGCUGGGUCUGAAGGUGGGCAGCGUGCUUCACCAUCUCAGUAUUAAAAGGGCCAUCCAGGUGCUGCGCAUCAACAACUACGAGGCCAACUGCCUCAGACGUAGACCAUCUGAUGAGAAUAACAUCACACCAGCAGAGGUGUGCCAGUGGACCAAUCACAGAGUGAUGGAGUGGCUGCGCUCGGUAGACCUGGCAGAGUAUGCACCCAACCUGAGAGGCAGCGGAGUGCAUGGAGGACUGAUGGUUUUGGAGCCUCGGUUCAACGUUGAGACAAUGGCCCUCCUCCUGAACAUCCCUCCUAAUAAGACGCUCCUGAGGCGUCACCUGGCCACCCACUUUUACCUCUUGAUUGGUGCAGAAGCAGAGAGACUCAAGCAGGAGUGUCUGGAGCACCCUGACUACACGAUGCUCACCGCCACAGCAAAAGUGAAACCAAGACGUCCCUCCUUCGGAGGUUUUGGAACAUUGAGGCGGAAGCGACAGGAGGAGAGCGAAGAACUUCUGUGCCCUCUGGACGUACAGAUGCCUCAGAACAGCAGCUUCCACAGAGAACAACGCAUAAGUGAGGAUAAGCUGGAGCAGAUGGAGGACUCGGAAGGCACAGUGAAACAGAUAGGAGCCUUUUCAGAGGGGAUCAACAACCUCACUAGCAUGCUGAAAGAGGAUGAGCUCUUCAGGGAGAUAUCAUCUUACGCUCCUGAUGCCACGUACACUGCCUCCAGCACAUGAGCAUAAGCCUGUGUUAGGUGACGAUCCUGGAGAACCAAAUGUCUGUUCCUUUACUGUGAUUUUUACCAUGAAACAGCUCCAUGCAGCAUCACCUGUGAAGACCAUUUACACAUUUCCAGCUCCAUAAGCCUACUGUGAUGGUAUUACUACAAUGGUAUUAUGUUGGAGUCUGACAAUCAAAAGCAAUCGACAACAGUGGAAUGUUUUAUUUAUUCUUCUUUUUACCGUCUACAGCAUUUUCAGUGUUCAUGAGAAAGCAUACCGAAGACUGCAAACGAUGACCAAAACACAUCUUAAAUCUUGUUUUAGUUAGAUUACAUCUUUAUUCUUGUACUCUGUUUUAAUGUAUACAUUGACUCCUGCAUAUAAUUGCAUGCGUUACUCUGUACUGACUUUAGACACUUACUGCCUGGCAGGUACAUUGGGAGUAUUGAGUAAUAAUAAUCAUUUAGCAUUUAGUCUGCACAUCACUGGAUAGUUAUUCCUUGACAAAAAAUGUCCAUGUGUUUGCGGUUUUAUGAAUUGAAGUCAAUAAAAUUCUGUAAAAUUAAAAAAAAUCUUCUUAA
Messenger RNA from Ictalurus punctatus (channel catfish), 3573 nucleotides. RefSeq names its product PPFIA binding protein 1a (gene ppfibp1a). Gene Ontology annotation, molecular function: protein binding. Bases 311 to 3007 code for a protein of 898 amino acids. Gene Ontology annotation, cellular component: presynaptic active zone. The record is from RefSeq and is a predicted model, not a curated record. The transcript has 26 exons. NCBI's taxonomy places the organism in Eukaryota, Metazoa, Chordata, Actinopteri, Siluriformes, Ictaluridae. Gene Ontology annotation, biological process: neuromuscular junction development.